This is a messenger RNA of Colletotrichum destructivum, 2134 nucleotides long. RefSeq names its product Putative orotidine 5'-phosphate decarboxylase domain, ribulose-phosphate binding barrel. Gene Ontology annotation, molecular function: orotidine-5'-phosphate decarboxylase activity. Gene Ontology annotation, biological process: 'de novo' UMP biosynthetic process; 'de novo' pyrimidine nucleobase biosynthetic process. NCBI's taxonomy places the organism in Eukaryota, Fungi, Ascomycota, Sordariomycetes, Glomerellales, Glomerellaceae. The transcript has a single exon. The record is from RefSeq and is a predicted model, not a curated record. Gene Ontology annotation, cellular component: cytosol. The coding region runs from base 582 to 1685 and encodes 367 amino acids.
AUUAGUCGGCCGCUCUUAAAAGUCCGAUUUUUGUCUAAUCUUACCGCACCCCCACAGCCCAUCGCACACAUCGGCCUCACCACCUAACUCAUUAUCUGCUUUAGUCUUCACUAAAAAAGUCCAACCACCUAGCUUUUUUUUCCCUGGUUUGGUUCUCGCACUCGCUCCCUUUCCAUCUUCCUGCUUCCUUCUAGUAAACGGGUCUUGCCGUGUCUCCCUCACGUCACGCCCUCAACGACCAAGUCAGACGCAGACCCAAAACCAGUCCAGCACGACUCAAAAACAACAAGCAGAAGAGCUGAACCGCCUGCUCCGUCUGCUCGCUGGUGUCCUCGUACAAAACUCCAGUUUGCGCUCUCUCUCUCAACCGUCUCCUUGCAAGACAAUACGCCCCACCCACCCCUCUUCAUCGACCUCGCCACAACUAAAUAGAUAUACCGCCGUCUUUCCCUACCGGAUCGAAGCUUCACUCCCGGGCUUUCUUCCCUUCUCGUGGACUCGUUCGAUCCGUUUGCAAACUUCCAAUACCCUCCCUUUAGAUACAGUUGGCAGGCGUGCCAGAACGGGAGACAUCUGCCAAGAUGACAUCUCACGAUACCCUGAAGGCGACUUUCGCCCGUCGCGCCGAAUCGGCUAGUCACCCGCUCACGGCUUACCUGCUCCGCUUGAUGGAUUUGAAGGCGUCCAACCUGUGCCUCAGUGCCGACGUUGCGACUGCAAGAGAAUUGCUCUACCUGGCCGACAAGGUCGGCCCUUCCAUCGUCGUGCUGAAGACGCACCAUGACAUCGUCGCUGGGUGGGAUUACAACCCGCAGACCGGCACCGGUGCCAAGCUCGCCGCGAUAGCCCGUAAACAUGGCUUCCUCAUUUUCGAGGAUCGCAAGUUCGGCGACAUUGGCAAUACGGUCCAGAUGCAAUACGUUGCUGGCUCGGCACGAAUAAUCGAGUGGGCUCACAUUACCAACGUCAACAUGGUCCCGGGCAAGGCCGCAGUUACAGCUCUGGCCGAGGCCGCAGCACGCUGGCGCGAACGAUACCCCUACGAAGUGAAAACGUCGGUCACGGUCGGAACGCCGAGGUCGGAGAGCUUCGACGACUACGAGGACAGCGGAGACGGUCACGAACACACGAUUGGCACGCCGCGGCCAUCCGAUGUCAACGGACGCAAGGGUAGCAUCGUGUCCAUCACGACUCUGACACAACACUUCGAGCCGGCCCCUUCUCCUCGUUUCCCGAGAAACGAGUCCCACAACUCCGACGAGGUCUUGUACGCGGGUAUCGAGGAGGCACCCAUGGAUCGCGGCCUGCUCAUCUUGGCGCAGAUGUCGAGUGCCGGCAACUUCAUGAACAAGGAAUACACCCAGGCUUGCGUCGAAGCCGCGAGGGAGAACAAGGAAUUCGUCAUGGGGUUCGUGUCUCAAGAGAGCCUCAACACAGAACCGGAAGAUUCCUUCAUCCACAUGACGCCUGGCUGCCAACUGCCACCGGAGGGUGAUGAAGAGAAUGGCGGUGUCGCAGGAGACGGAAAGGGGCAGCAGUACAACACGCCUCAGAAGCUCGUCGAGCUCUCGGGUACCGAUAUUGUCAUCGUCGGACGUGGUAUCCUAAAGGCCGGUGACCCUCAAUCGGAGGCUGAGAGAUACCGCAGGAAGGCCUGGAAGGCGUAUCUCUCCCGGGUAGCGUAGGCUACUCUCGAUUCCACCCAUCCACUCACACACUUACACACACACACACACACACAUACACCCAAACCCAAAUCAAAUACCCAGGCGUGUUUAUUCUUGUUGUUAAUUCGGGCCGCACCGACAUUGGGGGCUUUUCUGGGGCCUUGUGAUUUGCAAGAGCGACCCCAUUGUCCGCUGGUUUUCGCAUCUUUUGGGUCUGCAAAUGAUGUUCAUGUUGUGACAGAAAUGGUAGUCAAAAUCGGCACUGAGGCGAAUUCUUAGACGGGGACGCGGUGGUCCGGGACGGGCUCAAACCACAAAAAAAAGGGUGUGGGGUAUUGGCGUUGACAUUGAUCAGGUCUACGGGCGGAAGCUAUCAAGUGGACAGUCGCAGUUGAUAUAUCACUGAAUUGACCGUCUCUGCUGCAAACAUUGUUCAUGCCUCGAUCUCCGGCUCUGCUGCAAGCCCU